GUGACACUUCCGUGGCGGCGUGCCCUGUCUGAACCUGGGCGCCCGGCGGCGGCUGCAUGGCUGCGGGUUUUCCUUGCGGCACCUCGGGUAAGGAUGGGGCUCAGACGGCUUGUGUCCCUCUGUCAGAGUGUGCCCGCCAGCGCGGCCUUCUCUAGUCCCCAACCGGCCUCGACGGUGAGGGUAGUCCGAUGCGAACCCCUCGCCGCCGUCCUCUGGUAGCCUCUGCCCCUUGGCUAGCCCUAGGGACGGGGCCUGGUUAGAAGGCCGUAGGUUCGACGUGGAAAGGUGCCGGCCUUUCCGCUGCUCGCCUUGCCCGAGACUCGGGGUGGCGUAACCCGGUGGUACCACCUCGUCAGCUCUGCGCAGGGUCUCCAGCUCAUGUCGGAUCACUGAACUGUAGGUUUGGUUCUGCAUGCCAUUUUCUAAACUGAGCCAGGUCCUCUUCUACUCUCAAUGUGGAGACAAUGCCCAAGCUGCAGGGCUUUGAGUUCUGGAGCCACACCCUGGGAGGGGCCCGGCACGUGGUGGCACCCAUGGUGGACCAGAGUGAGCUAGCCUGGAGACUGCUGAGCCGCCGCCAUGGAGCCCAGCUCUGCUACACCCCCAUGCUGCAUGCCCAGGUCUUCGUUCGAGAUGCUAACUACAGGAAAGAGAAUCUGUACUGUGAAGUGUGCCCCGAGGACCGACCCCUCAUUGUGCAGUUCUGUGCCAAUGACCCAGAGGUGUUUGUCCAGGCGGCUCUCCUGGCACAGGAUUACUGUGAUGCUAUUGACCUGAACUUGGGCUGCCCACAGAUGAUAGCCAAGAGAGGUCACUAUGGUGCCUUUCUACAGGAAGAGUGGGACCUACUCCAGAGAAUGAUUAUGCUGGCCCAUGAGAAACUCUCCGUUCCUGUCACAUGCAAAAUCCGUGUCUUCCCAGAGAUUGACAAGACUGUGAGGUACGCCCAGAUGCUGGAGAAUGCUGGCUGCCAGCUGCUGACUGUACAUGGGCGCACCAAGGAGCAAAAAGGGCCUCUGUCAGGAACAGCAUCCUGGGAGCACAUCAAGGCAGUGCGGAAGGCUGUGGGCAUUCCUGUAUUUGCCAAUGGGAACAUCCAGUGCUUGCAGGAUGUGGAGCAGUGUAUCCAAGACACGGGUGUGCAGGGGGUCAUGAGUGCAGAGGGCAACCUAUACAACCCUGCCCUGUUUGAGGGACGGAGCCCUGCUGUAUGGGAGCUAGCUGAGGAGUACCUAGACAUUGUGCGGCAGCACCCUUGCCCACUGUCCUAUGUCCGUGCUCACCUCUUCAAGCUGUGGCACCACACGCUGCAGGUGCACCAGCAGCUUCGAGAGGAGCUGGCCAAAGUGAAGACCCUGGAGGGCGUGACUGCCGUGAGCCAGGCGCUAAAGCUGCGGUGUCAGGAGGACAUUUCCAGACAGCAAGAGGAAACAAGGCCAGCUGGCAAUCUGCCUUCCUUCCAUUGGAUCUGCCAACCCUAUGUCCGGCGAGGGCCUAGAGAAGGGAGCAAAGAAAAUGGUGGCUGCAGCAAGCGGGCACUGGAGGAGGAGGAAGGUAGCACCGAUGGCCUAUCUAAGAAUAAGCAGAAGAAGCAGCUGAGGAACCCUGGGAAGACUUUUGACCCCUCCCUGAAACCAAAAUAUGCAAAGUGCGACCAAUGUGGAAAUCCAAAGGGAAACAAGUGUGUGUUCAACCUGUGCCGUGGCUGCUGCAAGAAGCGAGCCUUCAGGGAAACAGCAGACUGCCCAGGUCAUGGACUGCUCUUUAAAACCAAAUUAGAGAAGUCUCUGGCAUGGAAGGGGACUCAGCCUGGACUGCAGGAGCCUCAGCAAGUAGGGCCUGGAGCACCAGGUGGCUUCUCUGAAGUGAUGGGCAGUGCUCUGGCCUAAAAGGCCAGUGGGAGCCACCUCAUCCCAGACAGCUGCUGAAGCCUGGACACUUAAGGAAAUGCCUUUACUCAGGGAAUCUCCUGCUAUUUGACAUAAAAGGACAAGCUGGUGACUUCCCCUGGCCCAGGCUGGGGCCAGCAAUGUUGCACCAGGGGUGCCCAGGCUGGACCUGCUCUGUCCCCAAAACUUAUGUUUCUAAAAGUAAACAAUAAAUUGUUCUAGAGAUGCA
Molecule: messenger RNA, 2118 nt
Organism: Jaculus jaculus (lesser Egyptian jerboa)
Lineage: Eukaryota; Metazoa; Chordata; Mammalia; Rodentia; Dipodidae
Gene: Dus1l
Product: dihydrouridine synthase 1 like
Exons: 14
Coding region: 465-1889 (474 amino acids)
Biological process (GO): tRNA processing
Molecular function (GO): tRNA dihydrouridine synthase activity; flavin adenine dinucleotide binding
Source: RefSeq, a predicted model, not a curated record